AUGAACGAGGCCAGUGGGGAAGAAAUCAGGGAUUUUGAGCUCUCGAAAGAGAGAGAGAGUGCUUAUAUUGGCUGCGCGAAGAUCUCUCUGGAGCAUAUUGAUUUCCCCUACUCUGAGGUUGGCACACGCGAUGUGACAAGUCGAAAUGUCAGGCAGCUGCUAGCUGAAUUCAAGCAGAAUCGCUGCUCCCGCCUUGUACCUGACCACUGGAUCCGAGCAAUUAUUCAGCCCGAACAGCUUCAAGAAUUCCUACGCUACAAUAAUCUAACCUCCUUAAGCCGCCAGGGGCCAGUACCUCUGCGCUUGCGACCUGAAUGGAAGGUUCCCUGCCUCGAAGGCCGUAUCCGGGUGGCAGCUGCCUCUCAAUGGCUGGAGGGGCCGGAAAACCGGUGGUGGGUAGUGAGUUUCCUUGAUUCGACGCGGCUUUCAAUUGACCAGCGGAGAAUCAUCCAAGAAAACCAAGAACGGUCCCAGGAACACUUAAGCGGAGAGAUAUAUCGGAAUGUUGGAUACUACCAGCAGAAAGGAAAUGAGCUGGCAGUCGGCGAGUGGAUUGCCAGAUGGCCCAUAGGUAUUCAACGUGAUUUCAAACAACUGCGGGAAAGAAGCAUCAAUCUGCCCCUUCAAGAGGCCCUUGACCGACUGCAGCAAUUCCCUGGCUUAUGGUCAACAUGGGAACUUGCAUAUUAUAUUGACCACAUAAUCUCUAUAUAUGUUGAAAUAACUGUCGGAAAAUCGGAGAUACUCGAUGCCGGAACGGUUGAGCUUUUUCAGGGGCGCUCCCCAUACUGGUCAAAGAUUGAUCGCGAAUAUGUUGAAGAAAUAUUUGCAGAUGGAUCAGCAUUUCCGGAAGUGACAUCACCAGCUGAACGAGAUCAACUUCGACAACGAGUCCUCCAGGUCCAAUGCAUACUGCCAUCUUUGCGCACCUUGCAUGAGGAUACAAAGUACCUUGAGCCGGUGAUGAAACUCAUGAGACGGCUGCUACCGGCGUCGUUCAAAGGCACUAUCCAAUCGGGCAUGAGAAGGCAGUAUACUCCCGCGGCAGAUGAUGGAUCUCUGAUACAGACUUCCGAAUCUAGCUAUCGCCGUGAGCACGGCCAGAGCCAGGCCUACGGGUUUUGGGCAGCAUACCGACAGGUAGUGCUUGCCGGUAUGCGCGACUUUUAUGGCCUUGUGCCGAAUUUCAAGCCUCACAAAAUGCACAAGCUCAGUUCUGCCACUCGACAGCCGGAUUCUAGGGUGCUCUGGGACCGGUUUAAGGGGGUGGCAAGGCCUGUAGGCUUCCGCUUUCCUCAGGCCCGGCAAGGCGGCACUCCACCCAUCGUCGCCCACCACGCCAAUAUAUCACGCCCGGCUCUGACUACCAACGAUGCUAACGAGUGGUCUUUUCGCGACACCUGUGGAAUGACGGAUGGAGCAUCCUUCUUCUCAGACCAGAAAUAUCUCUACCUUGACAACAUAUACUCUCAUGUGCCUGAUGAACCUCGUCAGCAGGUGACCUCCUUCUCUGUCAAGCGAGAUUUUUUUCUUGCCUUCUUCCCACGUUUCACAGAGCCAACCGCCGUCCUUCCGCCGCCUCAGCCAUCAGGUCAAUCCCGAAGAGUGGCCGAUGUGUUAGGAGACAUCAUUAUGUCGGAUGCUACUCCUGCUCCAGUUCAAGCCCGACCCAUGGGUUCCAGCCAAGAACGGGCAGAGUCCAUUGCUGCAGGAGAUAACUCAGUCCUAGAUGUUCCGCCUCUACCUAUUAGUCAAGAGCAGGCAGAUAUUGCCAUUCCAGAUGUUUCCCCGCCGAUUCCAAGGAUCACUGUGACCCAGCCAUCUCCGCAACCGGAGACACAACCGCCGGUAGAGCAAGAUGACGGUGAACCGCGGAUAGUCUUCCAAAACCCGUGGCUUUGCCUUGCAACCUGUGUACUCAAAUCCCAUGCCGGAGAUUUCCCUACCACUAUCUCCGCGGGUCAUCGUUGGAUGGCGGAGGUAAAGCAAACAGGUCUUGACAGACAGGAUAGAAGACUCUCUCCUGUCAGCUUUAUGCAGAUUGGAAACAUUCUGAGCCAAGGAAAGAUUAUAGUGAGUGGAGAGAGGACAGAUCAAUACAACACAAAUCUGGAUAUUGUCCCGCCCAGUGGUCCUCUUUUCGCGACAUAUUUUCCCUUUCCCUCUGGAAAUAGCUGGGACUUUGAGGAUGAGCUUUAA
Messenger RNA from Blastomyces gilchristii SLH14081, 2199 nucleotides. RefSeq lists its product as uncharacterized. The transcript has 3 exons. The record is from RefSeq and is a predicted model, not a curated record. Bases 1 to 2199 code for a protein of 732 amino acids. Lineage: Eukaryota; Fungi; Ascomycota; Eurotiomycetes; Onygenales; Ajellomycetaceae.